UGCGCGCAUGUAUAGUGUCUCUUGCUUUUGGAAUCAUUGUCACAUAUAUCCUCAAGAAAGCAGAUUCAAUUGAAAACAAGAGUCAACUCAGUCAAAGUACGCAGAGUUUAACAGAAUCGAGUUUUCAACGAUAAUCAUUUGUUGAAGGAUCACAUGCAAUAUGGGAUGGAUAACUGUUCUUCACGGAGUAAUUUUGUUGCUGACGACAAUGGCAUGUGCUUGGAAAGGUCUACCACCGUUUAUGCGUAGGCGACGUUUAUUCAAACCUUUCCCCGUCUUUAAAACUGUAAAACCACCAACACCACCAGCACCCACUAAACCAGUAAUAUUUUCCCCCGUCAAAGACUCAAGAUACUGCAGUGAAUCCAAAAUAGUAGAUAUCCUUUCAAAACAUAGUCGCAAGAAACGCUCGAUCAAACUUUGGCCAUAUGAUUGCACAUAUCCAAGUAUUGUCAACCAUCAGGGCAGUUAUCAAUUCAUGUAUGAUAUUUACCAGUGCUGUAAGAAAUGUGACCUUCCAACGUACACCUUGUGCAUGAAAAAGUAUCAACGCUCUCCCCCAUGGAGAUGCCCCAGUGACGGAAUCCAUUGCAUUCUUGAAUGCGUAGCAAAAUAUGGGCCACAGAAACCUACCACGAUCAUAAAACCAAGUAUUUCCAAAAUUAAAGGAGGUCAUAAAGUCAUCGGCAUAAAGCCCCCCAAGAACAAGUGUGAAAAAAGGGAAAAACUUCCAAAUGGAGAAACCUGUUUACGUAGAUUAUGUAUCAAGUUGAAAGUUUAAACUAACUUUAAAAUAUCGAGCAUGCAUAAAAAAAGAAAAUAAAAGUCAAGUUUAAACUGA
Molecule: messenger RNA, 841 nt
Organism: Xenia sp. Carnegie-2017
Lineage: Eukaryota; Metazoa; Cnidaria; Anthozoa; Malacalcyonacea; Xeniidae
Exons: 3
Coding region: 161-781 (206 amino acids)
Source: RefSeq, a predicted model, not a curated record